CUCCGUGCCAUCAAUCUUUCUUAGUCCUGGACCUGAUCCUGAAAAGGGUUAGGGUUAGGGUUUGUGCUAUUGAAUUCCAGGGACGGUGCAUUUCUGCUUAAUCGAUGGCGAAUCGCACGGAUCCUGCAGCGAAGAGUAUAAGAGGGACGAACCCUCAGAACCUAGUGGAGAAGAUUCUCCGGUCGAAGAUCUAUCAGAACACGUACUGGAAGGAGCAAUGUUUCGGGUUAACGGCGGAGACGUUGGUGGACAAGGCCAUGGAGCUGGACCAUCUCGGCGGAACUUACGGGGGAAACCGUAAACCUACGCCUUUCAUGUGCCUCGUCAUGAAGAUGCUCCAGAUUCAGCCAGAGAAAGAAAUCGUCAUCGAGUUCAUCAAGAACGAGGAUUACAAAUACGUUAGGAUACUCGGCGCGUUUUACUUGCGUCUCACUGGCUCAGACAUUGACGUCUACCGCUACCUCGAACCCUUGUACAAUGACUAUCGCAAACUCCGGCGAAAGUUAACUGAUGGGCAGUUUUCAUUGACGCAUGUGGAUGAGGUCAUCGAUGAACUUCUCACAAAAGAUUAUUCCUGUGAUAUUGCUUUGCCUCGCGUCAAGAAAAGAUGGACUCUUGAAUCUUUGAAUUCAUUGGAACCUAGACGAAGCGCACUUGAAGAAGAUUUUGAGGAGGAAGAAGAGAAAGAGGAUAAUGAGCAACCUGUUGACGAGAUUGAAGAUAGAGCCUAUGAGAAGGAUUAUUAUCGUGGGCGAAGCCCAACAAGGGAAAGAGACAGGGACAGAAGGCGUGAUAGUCAUAGAUACAGGGACCGUGACUAUGACAGAGACUAUGAUAGAGAUUAUGAACGAGAGCAUGAUCGGGAGCGGGGACGCGGCAGAGAUAGAGACAGGGACAGAGACAGGGAGAGAGACAGGGAUCGAUAUCGUCUGAGGGAUGAAAAAGAUUAUGGUCGUGAGAGAGAAGGUAGGGAGCGGGAGAGGAGAGAGAGGGAUCGUGACCGUGGAAGGCGAAGGAGCCACUCAAGGAGUCGAAGUAGGAGUAGGGAUCGCAAGGAACAUGAUGGUGGUGACUACAGAAAGAGACAUGCUAGAAGUAGUGUAAGCCCUAGAAGACACGGAGAUGGACUUGAGGAUGGUGAGCCAAAAAAGAAGAAGGAGAAAAAAGAAAAGAAAGAAAAGAAGGAUGAUGGCACUGAUCACCCAGAUCCUGAGAUUGCAGAAGCGAACAAGCUCCGAGCAGCCCUGGGUUUGAAACCGCUGAAGGUCUGAUCUGGGCAGUGUGAUAUAUAUAUAUAUAUAUAUAUAUAUAUAUAUAUAUAUAUAUAUAUAUAUAUAUAUAUAUAUAUAUAUAUUUAGUUGGGUUUUGUUGUAAGCACUAAAGAUCCAAAAGCAAAAGGAAAUGCCAUGUUACCAGGUGGCUAGAUGCUGCUUGCUUUCUGUGUAUAUCCCUGAGUCGCAGUUAUCGAGUCAAAAGGACAAGUUUGCUAUGUACGUGUGUUUGUGUUGCUGCGCCAGCUCGAACUUAUACAUGUCCAUAGGUCUUGUUUUGAUUGUUUUUAUUUUAAUGAGACCACCAUAUCCAGA
Vigna angularis (adzuki bean) is the source of this 1586-nucleotide messenger RNA. RefSeq names its product pre-mRNA-splicing factor 38. Gene Ontology annotation, cellular component: precatalytic spliceosome. The record is from RefSeq and is a predicted model, not a curated record. The coding region runs from base 105 to 1271 and encodes 388 amino acids. NCBI's taxonomy places the organism in Eukaryota, Viridiplantae, Streptophyta, Magnoliopsida, Fabales, Fabaceae. The transcript is spliced from 5 exons.